This is a messenger RNA of Cooperia oncophora, 918 nucleotides long. The record is from the annotation of a GenBank genome assembly. Lineage: Eukaryota; Metazoa; Nematoda; Chromadorea; Rhabditida; Trichostrongylidae.
CUGCUAUUAUUAGUGAGUUCCUUAUCAUCGAAGACGCAGUUUUCACUAUGUUUUGGGAUUUCAGAUCAACUUGCAAUAGAAAUUGUUAGCGAUGGAACAACGAGCGGUGAUGCCGACUCAGAAGUUCCCGACGAUCACACUCGCACCAUUGUGCUCAAGAAAAAGGGAGCUGGUGGUCUAGGAUUGUCCAUAAAGGGUGGCGCGGAGAACGCUCAAAAAAUGCCUAUUGUCAUAUCCAAGAUAUUUCCAGGAAUGCCAGCCGACCGGUCCGGUCAAUUGUAUGUUGGUGACGCAAUUGUGGAAAUAAAUGGAGAGCCUGUAGAAGGUCGGUCACACGAUGAGGUUGUGGAGAUGCUAAAAGCGGAUGUAGACGAGCUUCGUCUCGGGGUUCGACACUGCUCCAAUAUUGCCUCUUAUCUAAGACCUGCACAGUCUCUUCAGCCAGGACGGUCAGGUGGCACACUGGACAAGAUCUAUGAGCCAAAUACAUGGAAGUCUGCAAUGAAAGCACAAUCCGAUCUGGUGAUAUACAAUGGAAGAGAGAGAUCAACGGGUCUCGAAGGCAAGGACGAGAAAUGGAAAACGAUAACUGUGAUUCCCCUUCCAAUGGCAUAUCUCACUCGAUAUCUUUGGGGUACGGAUAACAUCAGAACAAAUUCCUUCGAAGUGCGUGCAGUAGACGGGUCGUCUACUGGUAUCAUACACUGUGAAGAUGGCCGAGCCCUUGAGCAAUGGAUCGGACAUAUAAAUAACCAUAUUCAAUCACUCAAUCAAAAAAGCAUCAAGAUGAGCAACAAGUACUUGCAUCAAAGCGAGCAGGUGUGUACUACUCUUCAGACCGUUUUUGAACAAUUAUUUUUUGGCUCUUCGCCAAUAACUUUUCAAACGUCACUCCUUUUUUUCAGAUUUCAUAUAUAG